This is a messenger RNA of Chlamydomonas reinhardtii, 4085 nucleotides long. RefSeq lists its product as uncharacterized. The transcript has 15 exons. Lineage: Eukaryota; Viridiplantae; Chlorophyta; Chlorophyceae; Chlamydomonadales; Chlamydomonadaceae. The coding region runs from base 734 to 2395 and encodes 553 amino acids. The record is from RefSeq and is a predicted model, not a curated record.
GUUGUCGCUGACGCGCCUUCUGCCCUUACGCCGACCAGCGCCGACGCAAUCUCUGGCCGGUCAAGCGCGAAGCAGUCUAACGCGCCAAUAAAUUAUCGCCGCGAUUACAUAAAAAGCCAGAACCUGGUAAGCUUUAGACUAGAACUUAUGAAUUGCUUGCUUUUUGCGCUGGCCCACGUUCCCCGCCGGCGAGCGCCCGCCUGCGCGCACCGCGCCAGGAGCCCUAGAAGGAAGCGACGACCACUAGCCCGAGCUCAAAAGGCAGACACAACGAAAAUGCAUAGCCAUAGUCCUAUGUCUUUGAAUGUAGUGAUCAGAGACUCGUUGGGCACUGUCGUUUGAAAGUUUAGGCUCCACGGUUGGCUCGUUUGCCUAGCGCUUAAGUUCAGCUACCAGCGCCGGCAAUACCUACUUAUUGCUCAGUCGGUAACAGCCACGGCAUAGCAACCUGCCUGGAACGGCGUACGGCGCGUCGACUUUGCGCAUCGCCGUGCCCAUAGGAGUCGCGACUAGCCUCUGGAGUACACAAAAGCAGCGCCGUGCGCUUGCUUGUACUAGGUGAAGCUCGUCAAAGAGCUCAGCGGGCUGAGACGUUGCCCGAGAGUCUCUUCUAGAGCAGGACUACUUGUGAAGGUCUGCGACGUCAGAAGUUGCAGUUGCUUCUUGCAUCUGGUCCGAGGCCAAGGACUAGCCGUUGAACCUGACAAAGUCGGGUUGUCAAUAAGUUGGCAUCAUGGCUUCCCGCGCGUUCAUCACCUUUGCGGUGCUGCUGUUUGCGGGCUCCGCGUUCGCCGGUGAGCUUGGCGUGACCCUGGCUCGCGGCUCGGCCCGUGAGCUGCUGGGGGCGACCCCUCGGUUCCCCUACUGCUCGUGCGAUGUCUACGACUGCGCCUGCUCGCCCUACAAUGUGACCAUGGCGAGCGUAACAAAUGUUGUGGGUGGCAAGCGCUUCUGCUACCAGAUAGGCUACCUGGGCUGCCCCACCAACCGCCCAUGCUGCAAUGCGCUGAAGGCUAACGUCGACAAGAUUGCCUUCACCACUUCGGCUGCCUGCCAGAAGAAGAACGGCGGCGUCACCAGGGUGGAGAUCUCGGGUAACCUGUGGCGCAGCUGGGAGACUCGCGAAUGGGCCCUGGGCAACGGCGACUACGGUUAUGAGCUGCGCAUCUACGACCUGGACGGCACCAACAGCAACAACUUCCCCGGCACCCGCAUCUGCGUCACAACCGGCGCCCAGUGCAACAAGCUGGCCGAGCUGUGCGACAUUGACGGCGGCAACUGCAAGUACUCUCUGGCGGAGUCCUCCAACACCAAGUACUGCCCCAUCUGCCCCGUGCCCCCCACCGCCAAGCCCUCGCCCCCUCCCCCGUCGCCUCCUCCCCCUCCUCCUCCCUCGCCCCCUCCUCCCCCUCCCUCGCCCCCUCCUCCGCCCCCUCCCUCGCCCCCUCCCCCUCCCCCUCCCUCGCCCCCUCCCCCUCCCCCUCCCUCGUGUGCGCUUCGGAUCAUCCCGCCCGCCGUCACGCGCCCGGGCCAGAAGCCCACCUGGGGCAACACCGGUGCAGCCGGCCUGCCCAACUGCCUGGACGUCGCGAACAUCAUGACGGACACGCUGAACAUUGCUGCCGAGGACGCCGACGCGCGUAUGGUGUGGCCCUUCGAGUACCGCGAUUGCAUCACUGAGUACGGCGCCCAGAACCCCAGCGUCGUUGUGUGCGGCACUUUCUUGUCGGCAGAGGACGGCGCGCUGCUGCAGGACGAGAUCAACGACCUGCUGGAGCUCAUUCUGUCGGAGGUCAAGGGCGGCGAGUCUUGCCCGCCCCGUCUGUCGGGCUACACUCUGCUCGCGACAAUCGAGCCCGUGGACGGCUCGCCCGACUGCCUGAGCGGCACCAGCAGCAGCGCCUGCGCCCCCGAGCUCACCCCCGCGCCGCCGCCGCCCGUGCAGCUGGUGCAGACCCACACCUGCCCCCAGUCCACCACCAACGUGCCCUUCAUCCUGGACGCUAUCACCCAGAGCUCCGGCACCGACACCAACGGCAGCCCGGUGCAGGUGUUCUGCACCACGGUCAAGUCGCAGAGCUGCUCCGCGAGCUCGGCCUGCUGCAGGAUGGACUUCGCCAAGGUGGAGCUGAUCGUUAACACCGCCUGCCGCUCCGACCUGCGGUACAUCACCGUCAACGGUGAGAGGCAGGCAUACAGCUGGCAGUUCUACAGCGAGUUUACCUCCCUCAAGUUCACCGGCCUGAGCAAGCUGAGCCCCGUGGCUGGCUCCACGCUGUGCUGGGCGGUGCGCGCGGGCGGCUGUGCCUCCACAUCGUCCUUCUGCUACAAGGGCGUGUGCCAGGCCAACGCCUUCAGCAGCGACAACAAGUGCUGCCCUGCCAACAUCAUCUAAGCGAGCGAUUCUUAGUAUGCGUGUGCUCAAAUCAUACUGUGCCUGUGACAAGUGCGCGUGUCAAUGCGUGUGCGUGUGUCUAUGCCAAAGGGACCCAGCAGGUUACACAAGGGUCCCGAUCAAGAUUUUGGCUUCCUGUGAUACGUGACGAUCAUUGCGUGCGUGCAUAAAGUACAUCGUCUUCACCACGCAGCCGCGGCUUCCGUACUGCGCGCGCGUACAGCCAGAGCUUGUGGUAUUAGUAAUGCCAGGUAUAAAUAUGAAUGUUGCUGUUGGGGGACGUGUUGGCCAGCGGCGCUGCAGACAGCCUUGGCUGUCUGUUGUACGCCAGCUGCAUUGAGCAGGUUGGCUUACUCGCUACGGGUUAUUCGUCACAGGGCGUCGUCAAUGCCUUAUACGCGUUUGGUUGACCGUUGGGCGCGUGAGAGGUACUAUGUGACCGCUGCGCAACUGUGAGUCUUUACGCAUCGCAUCAUUCAUCCACACGCUCAGCUACCAUAUUCUGGUUUUUGGCCCCUUAACGCACGAAUAGGCCCAUGAAAGGCCGCGGCGCGUAUGUAAGGGGCCCGUAGCUGAAACGAGUGUUAGGGAACGCUGUUUGGCGCAGGAGGGCUUUACCUACAGCGGCAACCGCCGCAUUACGUCGACAGUCCUCUAGAGCUGCUAUCUAUUAAACCUACAAAGCCCAAGCUGGCUAUGUCACACUUGUGGAACGUGGUGCAGGAGUACGUUUGCAUUUGUCCCUGCGUCUGUGUGUUUUGGUGGGUCACCGUGUGCAUACGGCACUAAAGGGCGCGUGUGCAGGCCGCGCCCCUGGCUAGCCGUGUCCUAGCCUUUCGUUGCUGACGGUUGUCUGUUGUGCGGGCAUGCGUGAUGUGUGGCGCGGUAAGGUGUGGAGUGGAUGCGGCGCUAAGUGCGCAAGCAUCAGAGGAGUGAGGUGACGCCGUGAGGGUAUUCAUACAUUCUAUGGUGUGAUCCUCCAAGCCACUUGCCGCCAACCGCUAGCUGCACUCAGACAGUUCUCGCUGCUUGUUGUCAUAGGUAGAAUGCGAUCGGGUUGCGUUGACCCGCGUGGUUCUGCGGCCUCGGGUUCUUCCAGACGAUGUCCCCUGCUGAAGACAUACGUGGCUUGUUGCGGGCCAUCGCCUAUUAUGCUGCAUGAAAUGCUGUAAAGCGAGGACUGUUCACUUGUUGUGUCCAGGCACCGAGCCCCUCCAUGGGCCCCUGCACCGGAAAUAGACGGGUGAUACGGCCAACGCUCUUGCGCCAGCAUUCGCCGGUGUGUGUGUGUGUGUGUGGGGGGGGGGGGUUAACGUUGAACCAAUCCCGUAAGGUGGGGGGUAGAGGGGCUCUUGUGCUGGCGCAAGAUUUGACGACGCCUGCUGGCUCUUAGUCACUGCGUCACAGCAUGACAGUGGUGCGUCGAGGGCGUGUGGCCAUCUUGAUAUUGGCGUGAACACAGCUGGCGACUCACAGCCUUACUGUGUCCUAGUCCGACAUAAUGUGCCUGCGCCGGAUCAUAAUCUGUCCGCAAUCCUGCCUGUCCCUGUUUGGCUGUUUCUCGCUCCGGCCGAGCGCCUGCACCUGGAUAUGCAAGCCCUAGGUUACAGGAAGUCAGGAAGGCGGAAGCAGCUCAGUGACAGGGCGUGCAUCUUCAAGGGGCAGGCGCUGGCCCGGACCCUUUCCUCGU